UAGCUUAUGCUUGCGAUGCGACGUGUGAAAAUAACAGCGUGGCUAACCAGCCCUGUACAAUAUAAUGAAUUAUAAUGAAUGCGCCAAAGUGUAUUCAACCACAACAGAUGCUGGAUCGGAUCAAACUGAAAAUAGCUUAUAAAUGUUAAGUGACCGAAAAAGUCGAGUUGACAGAAAAACGUGUCGGAGUGCCUCAAUAGCGAGUUCAAUAUUUGACACAGGUGGAUCAAACAAAUUACAUCUAUUGGAGCCUAGUGUGGAACUUGAGUUUGAAUCACCAGAUACUCCUCCAAGUAGGAGUAUUUUUGAUUCUGGUCAGCUGUCACACAUGGGAAGAGCCACUUCCACUCGCAGUAUAGUCGAUACUAGAAGAGGAAUACAACACAAGAGAUCAUUUUCCAAGAAAGUAAAAUCUCAGCUGGUUGAAGGAGUGCCAUCGUUCUUUCGCAGAAAUCAAGGGGGCGCACAACAAAGAGCCCCCAUUAACUCACCAUCCAGUAGUAAUAUGGAGUUUCUAAGAGGCGUUUAUGCUUUUAUGCAAGUGAGCAGAUCAUCGGUAAACCACGUAAAAACUGAUUCCUCAAUUUUUAGACUACACACAAAUGCAACCGUUAUUCUUUUGGUAACGUUCUCGAUAGCAGUAACAACUCGACAAUACGUCGGAAAUCCAAUAGACUGCGUACAUACACGAGACAUCCCUGAAGACGUCCUCAACACAUAUUGUUGGAUUCAUUCAACGUACACCGUCGUAGACGCCUUCAUGAAAAAACAAGGUCAAGAAGUGCCAUUUCCUGGAGUAGAUAACUCACAACGAAGCGGUGCGUUGACAAUUCGGCAUACCAAGUAUUAUCAAUGGGUGGCUUUUACUUUAUUUUUUCAGGCUAUUUUAUUCUAUACACCACGAUGGCUGUGGAAAUCUUGGGAAGGAGGAAAAAUACAUGCACUUAUGAUGGAUCUUGACAUAGGCAUUUGCUCGGAAAUAGAAAAGAAGCAAAAGAAAAAACUGCUUCUCGACUAUUUAUGGGAUAAUUUAAGAUAUCAUAACUGGUGGGCUUAUAGGUACUAUGUAUGUGAAUUUUUAUCGCUGGUGAAUGUGAUAGGCCAAAUGUUUUUAAUGAACCGGUUUUUUGACGGCGAAUUCAUGACGUUUGGUUUAGAUGUAAUAGCACACAUGGAAGCGGAUCAAGAAGAUCGUAUGGAUCCAAUGAUCUACAUAUUCCCUAGGAUGACCAAAUGCACGUUCUACAAGUAUGGUGUUAGCGGCGAAGUUGAACGACAUGAUGCCAUAUGUAUUCUUCCGCUAAACGUAGUCAAUGAAAAAAUUUACAUAUUUCUGUGGUUUUGGUUUAUAAUUCUAACGAUACUGACGACGUUAACGUUGUUUUAUAGAAUAAUUAUUAUAUUCUCGCCACGAAUGCGAGUAUAUUUACUAAGAUUAAGGUUUAGGUUAGUUCGUCGCGACGCUAUAGAAAUUAUAGUAAGACGUUCUAAAAUGGGCGAUUGGUUUUUAUUGUAUAGAUUAGGUGAAAAUUUAGAUAGUAUUAUAUUUCGUGAUGUUAUGCAAGAUUUAGCAAAUCGUCUACAUAAUAAUCAACACCAUCGUGUACCUGGUAUGAAAGGUAACCCCUUAGUGAAGGCAUCUGCAGGUUCAUCGACGCUCGGGAUGAACUGUAGUUUUACUCUACCAUUUUUGAUGAGAUCCCGGAUGAAAAGGUAUUUGAUAUCCAAGUGUUUCAUCCAUUGAUGUGAUCUUGGCUCCUGUGCUAUGUUGAUACAUGGGAUGCUGUCCUCCAUUAUGAUGAGUGGUGUUAUGUUUACAUCCAAUUCAUUAAGAAGUUGUGUUAACCACACUCCUUCUUUCGAAGCAGCGCAAAGUGCUAUCAGUUCUGCUUCACUUGUUUAUAAGCUUACCGUCGGUUGUCGUUUCGUUGAACACGAAAUAAUAUUACCGUAUAGUAAAAAUGCGUAUUCUGAAACUGAUCUCCUAUCAUCAGGAUCAUUAGCAAAAUCUGCAUAUUGUGUUGCUCGUUCCCCUCAAAUAUCGCAAUAUUCGUUUUAAUCCUGACCAGUGCCAAUCGGUGGCGCAGUUAGCAUAUUUGCUUAGCGUGUUUACCGCAGAGCAAAUAUCAGGUCUAGAAGUUAGUGAAAGAUAUUGUAGGCAUCCCAGCAGUUCUCUGUAUGGCUCUUCAGUGAUUUUUGCCUCAGAUUUUGACCAUUUCGUGUUGAUAUCCAAUGGUGUCCCCACUGGUUUACAAUCAGCCAUCCCAAAUCUACUAAGAAGUUUCUCCACGUAUAUAGUUUGAGAAAUUUCAAUAGUCUGGCUUUUCAAAUCACGAUUUAUCUCCAUUCCCAGGAAGUGCUUAACCUCUAACAUGUCUUUCAUUUGGAAUAACCUUCCAAGUUUCUUUUUAAUCCACGUAAUUGCUUCGAUGUUUUUGGCAAGUAGUAAAAUGUCGUCUACAUGUACUGCCGUUACACGCAUAAUUGUCCCAUGUAUAUAGGUGUAGGUGCAGUUGUCAUUGUUGAGAGUGACAAAACCUAGUGUUUUCAUUGCAUCAUCAAAAUGUUUAUUCCAAGAUCUGCUUGCCUGUUUCAAUCCAUACAAACAUUUGUGUAGACGAACAGUUUGUCUUUGCCCAUUUACGUUUGGUGGAAGUUUCCUGUAUAUUUCUUCUUCUAACUUCCCAUGUAGAAAUGCAGUUUUGACAUCCAUUUGAUGUACUAACAAUUUAUGCUCGUUAGCAUGGCAUAGGGCUAACCGAACACUCUCUAGUUUGGCGACUGGUGCAAAUGUUUCACACUAAUCGAAUCCAGGACGCUGUGAACACCCUUUUGCCACAGCAAUUUGAAUGUCUUAAUCAGUUAUUGCCAACACUUGUUUUCAGAAUACAGAAUACAGAAUAUAGUAUCUACUUGAUUCCAUAAAAGUUAUUCGAAAAACUAUCCUAAAAGUGAUCGACGUUCCCCGUUGGACGGUAAUAAAUGUAAAUAUCGUGUGCCUUAGUCUAGUGGUUUAGAGGGAUGUGUACAUAACACGACCACAGUGACAUGUAGUGAUUUUCACGAGCCAAAUGACAACCAAUCAAGACUAUAUGUACAUUGUAUACUCUUCAGUCCUUAUAUUAUUCCCGUAUUACAUUGACAUGAAAAAUAGAGCUUGAAUAUUUUAUCAUUUUCAAUAGUCAAUUCCUCAGUAAGUGUGUUUCAGUGUUCUAGGUCGAUAAAACACUUUCAGCUAAAAUAUAGGGGAACAUGGGGAGACUUGACCAGGUUUUCAGCUAAACCUGCAUAACUCUCUAAAAAAGUUUUCAAUCCUUCAAAACUCAUUGAGAUAUGAUGUGCAAAGACAUUGUGUGUGUCCAUGAUAUUUUGCAGAUUUUUUAAUUUAUUUUUGCAAAAGUUAUAAAAGUUUUUCCGUGAACGUUUUUUUUGUCAAAUCUCCCCACUGAGGGGAGACUUGACCAAGAGAAUAUUGAGAAAUCAGGACAAAAUAUAAAAACAUAAAACAUACUGAAAUUCUUUUUUUCCAUAUUGUCGAGAUACUUAGGUAGCAGUAAAAAUAUUAAAGGGUUGUGUUUCAUAAAGUUCGAUUUUUUAAAUGUAUUUCCUUUCAGGAUUAUCUGCACUGCUUACAUUUCUUGUUCAGACGUUACGAAAUUAGCCAUAUUACUGCUAACUUUGAUUACUAAUACUAAAAAAUAUAGACUGAUGUUUUAGGUGGGAUUUUUAUGUGACGUGAUUAACAUUAUCAGCAGGUACCACAGCAUAGUAAAUAUCAGACAUUUUGUAUCUUUCUUCAGCUUUUGUCUCUUGAUCAAGUCUCCCCAUAAAAUCUUGGUCAAGUCUCCCCAACGUUGGUUGGUUCUAAUUUUAGUAAUAACUACUAUAGUUCCGAUUAGUGUAGAAUUGUUUUGCUACUUCAUAAGGAAUAAGAUGUGCUAUAAGUACUGCUAACUUUGAUUACUAAUACUAAAAAAUAUAGACUGAUGUUUUAGGUGGGAUUUUUAUGUGACGUGAUUAACAUUAUCAGCAGGUACCACAGCAUAGUAAAUAUCAGACAUUUUGUAUCUUUCUUCAGCUUUUGUCUCUUGGUCAAGUCUCCCCAUAAAAUCUUGGUCAAGUCUCCCCAACGUUGGUUGGUUCUAAUUUUAGUAAUAACUACUAUAGUUCCGAUUAGUGUAGAAUUGUUUUGCUACUUCAUAAGGAAUAAGAUGUGCUAUAAGUACUUUAAAAGUAAUUAUUAGUCGUGUAGAUAUGUCCAUACAAAGUUUGAUAAAAAUUACUUUAAGGGGUCGAAACAAGCACAAAAAUAUUUUUGAAAAUUUUUUAAUAACCCAAUAGAAUACGUCAUGGCCAAUAAUAGAAUUCUGUGCAUGGUCAAGUCUCCCCAUGUUCCUUUACCACCGAUGUUUUAUUUUUUUUUUGAGUCAAUUAAAUCAGGCUGGUGUAUAACAGAUUAAAAUCCAUCGACCAAGAGCAUAGUUAGAGGCGUGCAAAUCAGGCAUGGCAAAAGCACCGAACGGUGCUGCACGGUGGGCACUUCUACCAAUAAACACGCCACCAAGAGGAUUGAAGUUGGCACGCCGUACCGGUGCUCAACAGCAGACACCGGUCGCCGAUACCAAGGCACCGGUGUCGGUGCCAGCGCAUGAUAUUUAACCACCGUGCUCGUUGCUUCGGCAAAGCACCGACCCGAGUGUUUCUGACUUCGAUAGGCACCGUAACCGAGGUGCAUCUCACAUCGGCAGGCACCGCAACCGAGCUGUUUCUGAUAUCGGCAGGCACCGUACCGAGUGUUUUUAAAUUCGUAAAACACGGCAGCUUAUAUUUCGGUAGCGAUUAUCGCCGCGCUAUUGCUGUCGCUUGGUAAGUGGCUCAAAGCAAUUUGUGCGUUCAUAUGCAUGAACGAGCUUGGUACUUUAUGAAGAAUCUGUAAUGCAUUAUACAGUAAGGAAGGAUUAAGUAGGUAUGCAUGUAGGAAUUAUAAAUAGAUGAAUGAAUGGAUUUAAAUUGGCGUUGGUACUGAAGUCGAAUUGUACAUCUUAGCCAACUCUUACAUCAAACAACCUCAGUCCGAGUAUUACGUUUGAAGACCAUAACUGACCUUUAUUCAGUAUCAAAAUUAAAAAGAUUCUUCUGCACUUCGAAAUUUAAAUAUCGUCCGGUCAUUUGUAUUCUUUAAGAAGAGAAAAUAAGAGAAAAUUCUCUUCUAAAAACUGAAAAAAAUUAAUAUUGAGACUAACUAUUUAACGAUUAAUAGCGAUUGGAUUGUAACCUCCACAUUUGUAUUACUAAAAGUAUCAUUGAAAGACUAAAGUGUCAAAGUUUUCCGCUACUUAGUACUAAAUAGCUCAGUUUGAAAAUUUUAUUCAGGUAUGGAAAUACAUAUGCGCCUAAAUUGAAUUGAAAAGCAAAUAGGAAUGCGUGAUAGAAAAAAAAUUUGAUUUUAAAUAUUUUUAUUCGGUCAACACCUUUCAUAUGUUUUGCAUAAUUUUAAGACUUUUGACUCCAAAUUGUUAAAAUUAUUAUUACCGUUGCUAAAUUUACAUUAACAGAAGUGUUGCAAGUUCCCAGUUUGACGGUUGUAUUUUUCAUUUGUCUCGAAAUGCUCAAAAUAAAGUCCCGUCAUUAUAAAAUUAAUAAAAAUAUGAUUUCUGAAAAAGUAGUAUAAGUCAAGGUCGUUAAGUAUCCUGUAAAGUAUUCAGCUUUAGUCAUAACUUCAAAAAGAAAUUAUGUUUCCAGAAAUCAGUCUGGAAAGUGAAUAUGUUACUGAUUGAGAAAACAUUUUAGUUUUUAACUCUAGGUAGAAAGAUCAAUAUUUAAAAUCUGUGGAAAUGCUCUUUAGUUUCCGCAUAGGUAAAAUCAAACAUGAAAUUGUAGUAUUUUAGUAAAAUUUCUAAAGUUGCAGCUUCAGCUACCAUCAAAUGACUUCAUGAGUCCCGUGUAUGAAUUAAACAAAAACUUUAAGACCAAUAUUUUCAGUCUACCUUUCGGGCAAAUGGUAGUGGGUCCAACUAGUUUGUAUUGCAAUUUUUAGAUCUUGGUUUUUGUUCAAUACAAAUCAUCCUAUUUUGUCAUUCUAAUAAAUUCAAUCAAAUGUACUGUUCAUUUGUCAAAAUUUACAGUAAAAGUAAAAAGAAACAACUUAUCAUAUGAUAAUACGCAAGCGAAUAAAAUCAACUCGCGUGGGAACAUAUCAUUUACAAACGCGUUUAAAUUUCUAUGACUUACACAAACCCAACACAAAUUAUACCGAUGGUCUAUUGACGAACCAAGCCAAAUUCAAGUAGGUAUCAUUUCUUAAGAACGUUGUUAACAUCUUAUAGAUGCAAAGUAUGCACACAAUUUUUUUUUUGUUUUGCUGUGGAAAAAGGGAAAUUUAUUCCAAAUAAUAAACAGAUCAGAUUCGAAUAUCCGGGGAUUUAAAAAAUCUUACCCCGGGUAAUCGAAUCUAAAAUAAAAUAUGUUAAAUGUAAAUGUAUCAAUUUGGCUCUAUUCAAUUUGUAAAAUUCCAAGGUGUGAUUUGUCUUUUCAGUUGCUUUUCAUUUAUAUAAUAUAUUGUUAACGGGUUCAUGAUAUAUUUCAGUUUUGUAUAGCUAUUUGUGCAUGAAUUCUCAAACAAACUUAAGGUGUAUUUAAUGCAUUACAGGUCGCAUUAUCCGGGAAAUCAUUGGUCUGUUAUUCGAUUUUCUGGUGUAAGUCAAUUAAUUUUUCAACUACUAAAAAAUAAAGUAAAUUAAUGAGCUUUUCGUUUGUGUUGUGGUGUUAAUGCUUUAGCUAACUUCUCGACGUUUAAGUGAAGGGAGUCUCUUCCUGUGCGUAGUGCUUACACAAAACAUAAUUUCAUUGACCAAUAUUGUACUGGAUGGUCUGGUGGUCAAUACGCUUUUAGUUUUCACAAACUUUCCAACUCAUGUUUGCCAUCUCCGACGGACUAUAAAAAGUUAUGUCGAUGAUAGAUGCCCGACCGUAUCAGCAAAAAUCAUCGCAUAUCCUUACAUCGAUCACUGUUUCCAGUACAGUUAUACUCUCUAUGACUGGUAAGUCUACACACCCACUAUACUGUGCAAGAAUUUAAAUCUCUUUAGACAGUCAAAUAAAAUUUUAUGUACCUAAAAUGCAUGCAGAAAUUAAAUUUUGCCGAUCAAAUUGUAAAAACCCAAAAUCUAGUCUUCAGAUGUCAAACUGCAUCACUUCAGAAUGUGGUUUGGUUGAUCACUUACCAUCUUGUCAACUAAAUUUGUCUUUGUUUUAUUGAGUUUACAUGCGGAAUAAUGAAUAUAGCUUAUAUAGUAUAACUAUCGAAGAACUGAUAAGGACUAGGACACUAGCUAGCGAUAUUUAUGAUAACGUAGAUUUUUUCUAGAUUAAUGCUCUAUAAGUCUAUAGUACAGCGAACCAAACGGCACGUCAACACACGGACGCCGUUGGAUGUUCCAGAAAAGUAAUGAAGUCCGGCCAAAAUUCAUUUCUAUGCAUUGUGCUGUGUUAAAAGUUUUGUAAUGGCACUGGUAAUGACGUAUAAAGCGGAAAUAAAUCGUAUGGGCGCACCUUGAUUGUGCCCUAACGCCUUUACAUACGAUAACGUGUUUCAAGUAAUUUUGAAAAUUGAAGUUCUCUGCAGUAGGUAACUUGCUACAAAUGAUAUGAACAAUUCCAGUUCCAUUAGAGUAAAGCGAAGCCUCCCUCCCUUUUAACUUACCAGGACGGGGUGCUUGGAAUGAAUAUGAAAUAUUUGCGAAAUAUGAUCACCUUAUACAUGACCUUGUUUUAGCGAAGGGCCACAAUUUUGUAUGAGAUUAGCUCCUCUGAAAAUACGUUUUAUUGACCGCAAUGAUAAAAUUAGUACUGUAAUUUGACAUUCUAAUUGAAAUUAAUUCUUUUUUCAAAACAACCUGGUAACCGGAUAAACAGAUUUUUUCAGUGUCUCCAUUUUGUCAGCCUAAAAAGCACUAUGAGGCAGUUCAUCACUAUUUUAGCUAAAUAUUGUAAUAGAGUUUGCGACAUGAAAUGACUCAAUACUUUAUUAUUACGACCAGCUAUAGAUAGAAUGUCUAAAAAUUGGUAACAAAGUUUCGUAUAAUAAAAAUUAUCCAAAUACUGUGAAAUACUUGUGAUUGAUUGAUCGAAAAUUCGAAACGUGUGCCCCAAAUGGCGGCAAUAGGAAUAGAUUCAAAUUGAGCUAAGCACCAUAUGUGCGUUAUCCGCAGGGAUGCCAACGGUACCGAUAAACUACAUUUUUUUCGAUAUAUUUACAUUUGCACAAGCCGUACAGCCCGCUACAGCGACGCAUCACUACAGCUCUUGCCAGAACAGUAGCCAAAUCGAGUACAUUUUCCCGUACAGCAGUAGAAUACAUUUUUGUUUUGCUGCUGUACUCCGGUUGCUCGGUGAGAGUGUGGCGUAGUAAAGUUUGUUCUCUCGCUUUGUACAUUUUUCUCUGCAUAGUCAAAGGGAGAGUCCCGCACACGAAAGCGUUGAUGCCGGCCGUAGCGUAAAUGAGCCGCAUUCAUUGUAGUCAUUUUUGAAUAAAAAUAUUAAAAAGAUUGAAAAUAUUAAAAAAUGUAAAAUAAGGAAAGAGAAGCUGUACCGCUCGCGUCUGGUGGCUGUACUGGGGACAGUAGUUUUCUGUCAUGUUACUGCUUUACACACAGGCAGCCGUACAGCGCUGGGCGUCCUGAACUAGCGAAUGACAGCAGCAUCGAGAGAGAAAUGAGAAUGUAGGCAGAAAAAUUACAGCCGUGGAAAAGGUAGGCAUUUUGCAUCCUUGGUUAUCCGUAUAGAUUGGGAUCAUAAAAAAAUAAAAAGAUGUUUAUCGAUGGCAAAGUUCAUAUCUUUUGCUUUCAAUUUGAUAUACAUUUGCAAGAAGAUGAAGAAAUAGAAUUUUCGUUGACUAGUAUUUCCAAGACGCAAAAUUCAAAAAAAUCCACCAUCCGCGAUCUAUACUUGCAUCGAGUUUGGAUAUUUUAUAAUUACAUAUCUAACUAAAAAUCAAACUGCCGUGAUAAUAGAAGUAUAUUUUCUGUUCUCUUUUAUUCCGUCGCACCGAAAAAUCUUUUUUUCUUUCUUUUUGUGCAUAUGCUAGCGGGCUUAAACAUUCUCGCUUUGAUACGGGUGCAAAAUCAAAGAGUUUCCGAGGUGUUAUCCGAAGUUGAAAGCGCUCGGCUCCGGUGCUUCAGAAAUUUUAAAGCACCCGGCCCGAGUGUUUUCCGAAGCAUCCAAGCACCGGAUCGAAAAUUUAACACCGCCACCGACACAGGUGCUUCGGUUAUCAUGUAUCGGUGCUUCGCAUCGAGCACUGGCUUGGGGUGCUCAUUUCAAUACACUCGGUUGCGGUGGUAAAAUGCAGCACGCGGUGCCGUGGCGUGUUUGGACAUGCCACUGCAAAUCUUAUAUAGUUUCGUUAUAUAGGAGACUUUUUAGAUUUUAGAAUGACACCCAGAUAGUGAAGUAAGACUUUUGUCAAAAUGUAUGAAUUUUUCAAAUGACUUAGUGUUCUCGUUUACCAAGCCAGUAAUCUAGGUCUAGUAGAACAAAAAUAUAUAGUCUAGUAGAACAAAAAUAUUCAUUAUUUUUACUAUUUUUGCCUUUCUCCUAUAGAAAGCCUAUGCAAUCACUCUGAAAACCGAUUUUUUCUUUGACAAGGAUUUUCCACAUCUAUUUCGCAAAAAAAAAAUUAAAUUGAUGAUGAAUAGUUCAAAAGAGUGUUGAUUUUCUAUUAAAAUAUAAAAUGCUGGAUGGAUGAAAAAAUUACGUCAAGUAACGGCUCAAUAAAUAAAUUCGGUUGAAAGUUAUGAAAGCUAUAUACAAUUUUAUCAAUUACAGAAAAUCUCACUAUUAUCGUUCAACCAGUUUUGAGUAAGGUUCGUCGCGGUUGCGGUAAUUACCGCAACCGCGCGGUAUUUACCGCACCCUCACCGCAAAAUCUGCGGUGCGGUGAGACACUUUUUCCCGCAGAUGCGGUGCAAGAUCCAAAUAGAGACAAAAUUAUUAGAUCAUUUAAAAACAAUAAAUUUGUACUCUUAAAUCCAAUUUAAAAGUGCAUCACUUCUCCCGAUUUCUGUUGGUAAUCGUGGAAUUAUGAAUCGUUUUCGAUAUCAAUUUGUCAAUUGCGAAUUUUGACUAAUUUAUAGGAAUUAGAGAUGAACUAAUUAUGCUGGGACUUAAACACAACCCAAAGAAUAUAAUUAUCUUCAUCAAACCAAACGAAUUUGCAAUAAUUGGCAGUAAAGGAUACAAAUGUAUGAAAGCGUCCAAAAUAAGGAGGGGUCCAAAUCAGGAUCAACAUCGUAUUUCUAUCUUCUUUGAUUGCUGUGUAAAUUCAAUGUGAAUUUUUCUGCAGUCAAUUUUAAUAUAUUCUUUCUCAAAAAGUAUGCUACAUAACUUUUUUUCGCGUACUUCUAUUCAAAUUUACUAUAAUUUUCUACCAAAUUAAGUCCUAAUAUUUUUCAGUUUAGACUAUUGUUUGAAGCUUUUUUGCCAAAUACCACAUAGUUUGACUCCCGUUCACUGCAAUUAAAGUUUUUGCUUUUGGCUUAUUGGCAAAAUAUUAGAGGAAAAUACAUUAAAUGCUAGAACUUUCGAACUAGCCUUAGGAAAAUUACACUUCAUGCAUUUUUAAAGGGAGCAAUCUUAGUUUUUGAUUGAGAAUACAUCUGUUUCUUGAAGAAUGCGGAAGUUGGAGUUUUGAGAUAUAUUGUCCGUAAAACCCCUAUUUUUAAAAAUCAUUUCUGCUGUAUGCUACAAAUCAUACAUUUUUUGAAGUUUUUCUAUUGUUCAAUUAUUCUGUACCGGUUGAGACCGGACACCUGAUUAGAUGUAAUGUAUAGAGCGAUUUUUGCGUCAAAUAUGGCGUCGUUCUUAUUGAUGAAAUACAAUAUGUUUUUAUUUCACUGUAUUGGAAUAUAUGCGCUACUAUAUAGAAGUACUGGUAUUUCGACUUUAAAUUUUUGUUGGUGAAAUUCCUUUAAGAAUGCAAGGUGGUUUUACUACGUAAAUGCGAAAAUCAUACAUUUUAUCUUCAUAUGUCAAAAGCAUUGAAAAUAUGAUAAUUUUAAGAAAAAAAUAUGCAACUUCAUUUCUUAUUACAUUUUUAUUCCCCUUUUUCCAAUUAACUGAAAGGUUGCUAAAAUAAAAGUUUUCCCACUGCAGUAGAACGUUUUUGAAUGUAUAAUGUUUACCUUAAGGCCCCCGUCGGGCAAUCCGCCAUUUUUCGUGUUUUUUGCGGUUUUUUAUUUUAUUUUCAAAGAAAAUGACAAAAUAUGGAAAAAAGAAAAAAAAUCACGACCUAGAUAAUUGUUUUUACUAUGAAUUGGCCGAAAUGGAAAAUUCAAAAUUUUCCAACUCGGAAAACUGUGUGCUUUUUCCGGUUGAAAAAGCACACAGUUUUUGCAAUCAUGUGUUUAAAAUUUUGAUUUUUCCAAAGCAACAUAGCUAAACAAUUUUUCUAGGACGUGAUUUUCUCCGAUUUUCCAUAUUUUCCGCUUUUCAUUGAAAAAUUUCCAUUUUACUAGAAGCAGUUUUUCCACCCGCACAGACACAACUAAAGUAAAAUUUGUAUGUAUAGGUGCGCAAAAGUGGAGCAAUAUUUUUAACCUGCUGUUUCUUUGACAUUUCCUACAAAACUACCCAAGUGUUGCAUAUGUACGGAUUUGUUAGAAACCAAGGAAUCUGAUGGUACAAAGAAAAAAUCGUUUUGGAAAACUUCAUAACAGCGUUUUUCAAUUUUCCUCGCGAUACGCAGUGUACCAUCGCACGCGAAACAGCGUGGAAAGAUACGAAAAGAAAAACAAGUGUACUAAAAGUUAUCCUUGGGUUGAUGCAGAUGGCGUGCUACGAAAGCUCGAAAUAUCGAAAGCUUUUACACAACUGUUUUUGAGUAAUUCUGAAUGUAGAAAUAGUUGAAAAUUAUUUCAAAUAAAUUUCUUCAUUGAAACUUGAUGAUUUUCGAUUCUCUUGGGAGAUCUAUGAUAUUUUAUUAUUUUACGAGACUGAAACAAACCGCGAUACUAUUUUAUCUUUAUACGCCAAAUAAUGGAAAAACAUUUUCUAUGUCGAAUUUGCAUGUUGAUAUUUGAUGAUUUUGAAACUAAUGAUCGUUUGAAACCAACGGUUUUGUGUUGAAUUGAUAACACAUAUUUAAAAACAUCUUUGGCUUUAUUCCAAACAAUAAUGGAGGCUUGCCAAAUUGAAAAUUAUUUGGAAGUUCCAUCAAUUAUCACAUGUCACAAUUUUUUGCAAGAUUGGUUUUAUUUCUCAGAAACCGAUUUCCACACAGCAUUGAUGAAAACCUGAUGAAAUUUGCAACAGUUGAAGCAAAUAUUUUCGACAUUCCACAAAUACCAACGAACAAAUUUUUGGGAUCCCUAUAAUUAAUUUUCAUACUGGAUUUGACUGCUUUGAAACAUUUUUGAACAAAGAUAUUGUUUCGUUUUACAGAAAUGCAAGAAAUCUUAGCAAAGUUUCCUCAGAUUCUCAUGGAAUAAUUAUCAUACUGAUACUUGGAUUUGAAAAAAAUUAAAUGACGCAUUUUGCGAGAUUGUAAACCAAAAUAAUAUAUUUGUUUUGAUAAUACUUCUUUUUCUUUUGUUUUAUUGAGAUUCGAGAGUAGGUAUCACGAAAAUCACGCUGAAAGCAACAACUUUUUUUUGUUUCCAUAGCGUUAUUACGCCAUGCAAAUUUGAAUUUUUCAGGAAGUAUAUUUUAUAACAGCCGUAUCGUAUUUCAUUUAUGAAUCAAUCAAUAGUACCGACCAGGAUGAUUGAAAAUGAAUCACUUGAUAAUAUUUUAUCGCUUUAUUGAAUCUUAAAGUUCAUUGAAAUAAGGAAAUAAUAAUUAGAUCAAUUUAAUUUUUUCCGUUGAAUUUUUGAAAAACUUAUUUGGCUCUCUCUAAUCAAUUUACUUAGUACUUAUAACGAUUUAUAGAAAAGAUACGAUUAAUCGUGUAUUGUAAAUGAUAUGCGUAGGGGAAAAUGUACUUUUGCAUAUAAAAUAUUCAAAAUAAUCAAUAAAGAAUUGUAAAACGAUCCAUAAAAAAGUUGUCCAUGUUCCAUAAACCAAAACUGAAAAUCCAUAAAACAGUGUGAAUGAUCCAUAAAAAAGUGUGAUUUGAUCCAUAGAUUAUGUAAAAUUGAACCUUAAAAUGGUCGCAAAAGAGCACUAAAAUAGUAAUAAAAGAGCAAUUAAAAUGAACCAAUGCCCCAUAAAAAUAUUGGAAAUGUU
Messenger RNA from Topomyia yanbarensis, 13221 nucleotides. RefSeq names its product innexin shaking-B (gene shakB). The record is from RefSeq and is a predicted model, not a curated record. Gene Ontology annotation, molecular function: gap junction channel activity. Bases 143 to 1744 code for a protein of 533 amino acids. Gene Ontology annotation, cellular component: plasma membrane; gap junction. The transcript has 11 exons. Lineage: Eukaryota; Metazoa; Arthropoda; Insecta; Diptera; Culicidae.